Messenger RNA from Gordionus sp. m RMFG-2023, 2562 nucleotides. RefSeq names its product mitochondrial import receptor subunit TOM70-like. The record is from RefSeq and is a predicted model, not a curated record. The coding region runs from base 43 to 2310 and encodes 755 amino acids. Lineage: Eukaryota; Metazoa; Nematomorpha; Gordioida; Chordodea; Parachordodidae. Gene Ontology annotation, cellular component: mitochondrial outer membrane. Gene Ontology annotation, biological process: protein insertion into mitochondrial inner membrane; protein import into mitochondrial matrix. Gene Ontology annotation, molecular function: transmembrane protein transporter activity; protein binding. The transcript is spliced from 11 exons.
GUACAUGCAUGAUUUUAUAGGAAAAGCUCUUUAAUACUUUUUAUGGUUAAUAAAUUAUCUUCCAAACAUGUAUUGGCCAUAUCCUUGGCAGUUACAACUCCUAUACUUAUAGGGCUUAUAUAUUACAAAUAUAAAAAAAAUAAAAUACAAAUUUCGAAGGAAGAUAAGAAAGCUGAAACUAUACUUGAUAAAGAUAUAGAAAUUGUGGACAAGCCACCUUUUGAGAAAGCAAUUGAUCUUAAAUUAGAAGGGAAUGAAUAUGUUAAAAAUGGAAAUUAUGAAGCAGCUAUUAACAAUUAUACUGAGGCUAUAAAAUUAUGUCCAGCUAUAAAAACGGAUGAUUUGGCAACUUUUUACAAUAAUAGAGCAGUAGCAUUUUUUCAUGAGAAAAAUUAUGAAAAAACUAUAGAAGAUUCCACAAAAGCUUUUGAAUUAAAAAAAUCAUAUCCAAAAGCUCUGUUUAGAAGAGCUGUAGCUCAUGAAAAGCUUGAUCAUUUUAGUGAGGGCUACAUAGAUAUCACUGCUGUAUGCUUUCUUGAACAAUUUUCUAACAUGGAAACUUUGCAAGUUGCUGAUAGAAUUUUAAAAAAAAUGGCUAAGGAAAAGGCAAAAGAGUAUACAAAGACUAGAAACCCUGAAUUGCCAGCAGAAAAAUUUAUCCACUCAUUUAUCCAAUCCUUUAAUUGUGAUCCAGUAUUUAAUUAUAAUAUUCAAAAAACUACCUUCCCUAAUGCAAAUGAUAGCAUGGAAGAAAAUGAACAUGAAAACAUUUAUCACUCCUUGCCUAACUCACCACAUAGUGUUAAUCCAAUACAAAAUGGCAUGACUUUCACUGAUGACACCACACCCAAAAUUAAUCAUAAUAACAUAUUAAAUGAUAGCUCAUUACAAAAUUUAAAGGAUUAUCAAUCUGGUGAUAAUGAAGCACCUGGAAACAAAAUAAAGGAAAAUAAUAUAGAACUGCUUAAAGCAUUAGAGUUGUUACAUUAUCAAGAAUAUAAAGUUGUCAUAAAAAAUUGUAAAAACUAUUUAGCCAAACAAGCUCUCACUAAAUCUAUCCUCAAAGUGUUUUUGAAGGAAUUUGAUGAAAAAUUAAAUACAGAUAUCGAGCCAAGUUUAAUAAACGAACAGGAUUUAUUGAUGGCCCUAUUACUCUCAACCUUUUAUCUACUCAUGGGAGACAAAUCAGCCAAAUCUAAUUUUGAAUUUUUAUUGGACCUAACUAACCAAGUCGAUCAUAAAGUUGAUAUGGAACUUUUGAAAGAUAUAAAAUUCACUGAUUCCGCUCUCACACUUUUAAAAGAUCAUAAGUUUGCCGCUAAUUUAUUGAUUAAAAUUGCUAGUUGCACAACCCAAGAAUGCGAUUCGGAAGAGGCCUUAGGAUUUUUUGACAGAGCAAUCAAAUUAGAUCCGAAUAAUUGUGAUAUUUUUUAUCAUAGAGGCCAGUUUCAAACUCUAUUUGGUCAUUAUGACAAAGCAAAAACCGAUUUUGAAUUUGCUGCUUCUCACUCCACUCCAAAUCUGUCAUCCAUUUUGCCAUCCAUCCAAAGAGACUACACGCGUUUCAAAAUUUUUCUCGCCGAGUCAACCGGGUCCGAUACUGAAGCAUCCGCCGAAUUUAGUUCGGGUGUAUCACUACGCAACUUCCCCACAGGUCUAUCAGGUUUAGGGCCAACUCUUAAUAAAGAACAGCAAACCGAAUUAGCUGAAAAGGCUACAAAAUUGAUACAUGACGGCAUUGAAACAACUCUUAAAGAUUGUUUGAUCAAUUUGAUGCAAAAUUCUACCUCUUUAUCGGCUAACGGAUUUGAGUUUGGACCGCAUUGUUACAAUAAAGAAAUGUUGGAAAUGAUAAAAGGCCAAACCGACAAGGGGGAAAAUUUUUCUGAAGCUCACGUUUUUUUGGCGCAAGCUUACUCCGACAUUAUGAAUUACGAUAAGGCCGAAAUGCAUUUAAAUUUAGCUUUAGAAACAGAUCCUCAGAAUUUCAGUGUGCUAGUGCACUUGGCUCUCCUUAACCUGCAAAAGUUAAACCUAGAAACUAGUAACGCCAGUAAUCAAGAAUCCCAAGUUAAGAUUGCUAUAGAAUACAUCCAUAAAUGCUUAGAUAUCGAGCCUAGAUGUGAAUUUGCUUACGAAACGCUGGGAACAAUAUACAUGCAAAGCGGUAGAUUUCAAGACGCAUUGGCAAAUUUUGAGAAAGCAAUGCUGUACGUAAAAAGUGAAUUCGAAUUGGCUCAUUUAAUCGCUAUGCGUGAAACUGUGUUAGCUCAAAAAAAGGCCCUUCAGCUCUUAGGAAUGUCCAUAUAAUAACAUCAUUAAUUUUUAAUUCAUUUUUUUUCCAUAAUAUUUGAUUUUAUAGAUUUUUUUUAUAACACUUGUCAACAAAUCAAUCCUAGUUCUCUGUUAAAGCGUAUAUUUUUCGUCGUUUAUUAUAAUACCUUUUAUAUGCUGCCGUAAACCAAAUCACAAUUAUUAAAGUAGGUAAUAAUUUACUAAUUUGAAAUUUUUUUAAAUUUUAAAUAAAUUUUAUAAUUUUAAGCUAUCCUUAUUAAAAACAUU